AUGAGUGCAAUGAAAAUAUUGAAGCCAAAAUACUUGUAUCCGACAAGAGUGUUAUAUGCAAAGUUGGCCGGCCGGUUUUUCUAUACGUUUGCAAAGUAUAGCGGUAAUGCCACAAUCGAAGAGGUUAUUCAUAGACCAACGCCACUGCUGGUCGAACAAGCCAUGCAUAUCAUGAUGCAGACCUACGUUCUAGUUGCCAGGGAUCCAAGCGAGAAAUUCUUGCAAGCCGUAUUUAUAUCAUUGAUGGUUGCAGAUGAUACGUUUGCUGAAUCAACUGUCCGAGCAAAAACAUUCGACGCUAUCAACUAUUGUCUCAAGUUAGCCGCCUCUGAUUAUAUAUGGCCGCCAACAACAAUGUAACUGAUGUUUUACUGGCAUGGUACGAGACAGUGUACUCCGAGUUUGAGCACUACAGAAGUGUUCACCAUAGGUUUAACAUGACUAUUCCAGCUUUUAAAACAAGAGUAGAUGAAAUNGAUAUCCGGAAAGCAACUAUUGGGGCAGUCAAGUUUAGUAUCGAUGAUCUCAGCAAGUUGGUUCGAUGUUUAGUUAGAGACUACCACAGGCAGGUUGAAGCCUUACUUCCGAGAGGCGUAAUUAUGGUUGACGCCUUUUACGAAGAGUUCAAACGGAAUGCGGUAGAGUUAUUCAACUGUAAGGAUAGAGGGUACAGUGUGUUUUUUGGAACACCAGCUAUUAACGACAGAGCGGCCAAAUGUCUAUUUCGGUUUAGGGAUGCCUUAGGAGAGCUCUGGGAUAAUGCUGAAUACAUGAAAAUCAUAUUGAACAAAUUAAUGAAGUUGAAUUUAAAUAUAUUGAUAUGCAUUAUGAUAACUUGCGGGAGUCCCUUUCGAAUAUCCGAGCUCUAUACUUUGACUUUUGCCAAUACCGUAAGUAUGGCUCGGNCGAUGUAUUUUUNAAACGGACUCAUCCAAUUGAAUAUACAUUACAACAAAACUACCCACAACACGUUGAAGUAUUCCAAUCAUACGAAGGUAUUGCCAGAAGAGGUAUCAAAGAUUGUGAUUCAUUAUGUUUCAGUGGUGAGAUAUUUGGAGAUUGCCAUUUCCGAGAGACAUGGAACGGACGAGAUAUCAAGGAAAUUCAGCGAACCCUCAUACCUGGAGGACACAGACAAUGACGAGUCGGAUAAAGACAACAACGAAAAAAGUAUAAAUGCGAUGGAGAAUCAGUCAAGAAAGGCUAUGUUUCGAACACUAGUAUUCCUAUCCCCAUUAGGUUUGAGAAAAGGUGGACAGGCAUUUGCAUUUCUAGAACGAGUAAGCGAAAAGUAUGUAGGUGAACGGUACACCUCACGACUUUUGCGUCAAGCACUAGUACACUUCACGAGGUUGCUUUUAGCUGAGAGCAAAUUUCGUGAUACGGGAUUUCUCCAUCGUAUAGAUAGGCUCGCAGGUCAUUCGACAACCACGGCCGAUAUGCAAUAUGGAGUGACACAUACGAAUUCGAUGCUACCAAGCGUUCCUGUCAAUAAUAUUGAUAUUCGUAUUGCUUUGGAAUGGCAUAGAAUAUUAGGUUUAGGAGAAAAGGAUGUAAAACCCCUUUAA
This is a messenger RNA of Debaryomyces tyrocola, 1568 nucleotides long. NCBI's taxonomy places the organism in Eukaryota, Fungi, Ascomycota, Pichiomycetes, Serinales, Debaryomycetaceae. The record is from the annotation of a GenBank genome assembly.